Molecule: messenger RNA, 4591 nt
Organism: Struthio camelus australis
Lineage: Eukaryota; Metazoa; Chordata; Aves; Struthioniformes; Struthionidae
Source: RefSeq, a predicted model, not a curated record
CCGUGUAAGGGUAAGCCAUGGGGGGGGCUCGUGGUGGUGUUUGCCCCUGUGGAGGCAACGUGGGGUCCUUCACCCCCUCGUCCUCGCCGGGAGCUGCUAGCACCUUUUCUACGGCCUCCUUACCUCAUGUCCCCCGUUUGAAAUGAGUGCGUUGAGUCACGCAGAGAGCAGGUAGGAGAGUUGUGUGGGGGGGCUUGAGGUCUGUUUUGAGACAGACGUGAUGAUUAAGAAGGCUCCACUGUUAUAAUAAUAUCUGCUCUAGCUGUAAUACCUAUUAUACUCGUAAUAGUCAUAAUUUAACAGUGUAAAAAUAGUCAGAAAGCUGAGUUGCCACAGGGUGGGGGUAAUGGAGUGGGCCAUGGAAAUUCCUCCAGGUCGAGGAAGGUGAAUGACUGGGCUCUGCAGAGGAGGAUAAAGCCUGGAACCAAAACAAUAUGUGGGACCAGAUUUGCAGCUGUUAAGCCGAAAAGAUGUAGCUGAAGACAGAAGAAUAUCCUUGUCCUGGGAAUAUUGUGCACCAAAUUGGGGGAAAAAGCAAGUAGAGUUAGUUAUCAUUUUUCACACACUGACUGUUUGAAUUCCUCUUUAGCUUUAAGCCUCUGUGAAGAAGGAGACUACACCAAUAGCUUAUUAUAAAAGUAUCCUAAUUCAAGAUUCAGGUUAAAGUAGAUUAAUCAAACAAACGACUAAAACCAAAAGGCAGAAUGAAAAAUUGAUUCUGGAAUUAUGACUGCCGCAUUAGCUGCUAUUUUGCACAGUGAUAUCAAGAUAAGUCAUACAUAAUUUCACCAGUGUUACAGGACAGUCCGAAUGUUUAGGCUCUUUGAUUCCUGAAGGUGAAAUACAGCUGAAUUAAGUACCACCUAUAAUCUCAUUGGAAAGCAUUCAGAGGAUGAACCAAAUUGGUAUUUCCAUAAAGCAAACUGGAAAUUAACUGUUUUGUAGUUUAGGGAAAAGUACAACUGUGAGAAAAUAAUAAAUCCUACUUUAGGAUGAAAGCAGAAUUGAGGAAGAAAUUUAUAAAAUCAGGUAGGCCGUUUAGUACAGACACUUGUUUAUGAAUAAACAGAACAUACUUCAACUUUUGGCUGGUUUACAGAAUCCUCAAAAGUUUUGGACACCGAUCAAAGUUUUGAUGUGUUGCUAAUGGCUGCCUGGAUUUUUUCCCCCUGUCCUCUGCAUAAUACGGAAAAUAAGAAUGUUUUCAAACAGACUUUAGUUGGAAAACAUAUAGAAAGUUGCAGGUCCUGCGCUCAUAGUGCCAUCAGAAGCUGAACUCAGUUUGUGAUACGGAAGCACCAGCGACGUAAGCUGUGUCCUCCGACAGAAUCGCGCUGCUGUCUAAGGUGCUGAAAUUGGAGGGCUGCAAAGAGGUUCUGUGGAUCCCCUACCCCCCAGGAGGUUCAGUUUCCCUGUUACACAGGUUCAAUUGCAGUGUGGCUGUAAAAAGUGUCCCUGAAGCCAGUCAUGGAUAAGUGUCUUAAAACAAUGAAGGAGAAGGAAGAGAAGAUCUUGAAAUUUCUUCAGUGAUCUUGACUGGUUCUGCUUAAAAUACCUGAAUGUGAAGGUACUCAGAUAUUAAGCAGCCAGAAAUGACGUCCACCCCUCGUCCAGCAUCAGAGAAUAAGAACUUCAGAGGAAGGAAUGCAACUUCAUAAAUAGCAAACCACAGACACUAAUGGGGAGCAGGAGCAAACCUGCAGGUUAAAAAUUCAUUGCAAGAGAAGCCGUACAUCCAGACUGCUUGUAGAUUCAAAGAUGACUUCAACUCUAGCCUUUGUUUUUCUCCUUUGCCUCUCUUGUCCUUUUUCAUCAAGUCAACAGAGAAGAGCAGGAGGUGAAAUUGGCCCUGAAAUGCUGGAAGAGAUGAGAGAAACUAACCGUGUGCUGAUGGAAGUUCGAGACUUGUUGAAACAGCAGAUUAAGGAGAUAACAUUCCUGAAGAACACAGUCAUGGAGUGUGAUGCCUGUGGCAUGCACACCGAGGCAACAGGCCCUCUCAUCACCGUAACACAGUUCAACAGAUGCAUCCCAAACCCCUGCUUCCCUGGAGUUGCUUGCACUGAGACCAGCACUGGCUUCCGCUGUGGACCCUGUCCCCCAGGUUAUUCAGGCAAUGGGUCCCAGUGCACGGAUAUCAAUGAGUGCAAUGCAAACCCCUGCUUCCCGAAGGUCCAGUGCACUAACACCGCCCCAGGCUUCCGCUGUGAUCCUUGCCCUCCUGGCUUCACUGGGCAAAUGGUUGAAGGGGUCGGACUAGCUUAUGCCAGGGCCAACAAACAGGUUUGCACUGACAUCAACGAAUGUGAGACAGGUGCUGCCGAAAAUUGUGUCCCAAACUCCAUCUGCAUCAAUACACGGGGAUCCUACAAAUGUGGAGCUUGUAAACCUGGCUUUGUUGGGGAUCAAAUCACAGGAUGCAAGAGCCAGACAGUAAGACGCUGCCCUAAUGGUGAAGUUAGUCCAUGCCACGAGAAAGCACGGUGCAUUGUGGAGCGUGAUGGGUCCAUCUCCUGCGUGUGCCUUGUGGGGUGGGCAGGGAACGGCUACGUCUGUGGGAAGGAUACGGACAUCGAUGGAGUCCCUGAUGAAAAGCUACGCUGCUCUGACAAAAAAUGCCGCAAGGAUAACUGUAUGACUGUCCCCAACUCUGGCCAGGAAGAUGCAGACAGGGACGGAAUUGGAGAUGCUUGUGAUGACGAUGCUGAUGGAGACGGGAUAUUAAAUGCUGAGGACAACUGUGUGUACACACGCAACACAGACCAGCGUAAUGCAGACAAAGAUAACUUUGGUGAUGCCUGUGACAAUUGUCGCCUUGUGAAGAACGAUGAUCAACGGGACAUCGAUGGUGACGGAAAAGGAGAUGAAUGUGACGAUGACAUGGACGGUGACGGAAUCAAAAACCCAACAGACAACUGUGAAAGAGUCCCUAAUCCUGAUCAAAAAGAUAGUGAUGGAGAUGGAGUAGGAGAUGUGUGUGACAGCUGCCCAACAGUCAGUAACCCAGACCAGAAAGAUACCGAUCAUGAUCUAGUGGGAGAUGUCUGUGACACCAACCAGGACAGUGAUGGGGAUGGUCACCAAGAUACACGGGAUAAUUGCCCAUCAGUGCCCAACAGCUCCCAGCUGGACUCGGACAAUGAUGGGCUAGGAGAUGAAUGUGACGACGAUGAUGAUAAUGACGGGAUUCCAGAUGAGAAAGCUCCAGGACCUGACAACUGUCGGCUUGUCCCUAACCCUGGCCAAGAAGACUCGGACGGUGAUGGUGUAGGAAACCUUUGUGAAGAGGAUUUUGAUCAGGACAGGGUGAUUGACAGAAUUGAUGUGUGCCCAGAGAAUGCAGAAGUGACACUAACAGACUUCAGGGCUUUCCAGACAGUUGUACUGGACCCUGAGGGUGAUGCACAGAUUGACCCCAACUGGAUUGUCCUCAACCAGGGCAUGGAAAUCGUUCAAACCAUGAACAGCGAUCCUGGCCUGGCUGUAGGUUACACGGCCUUCAACGGAGUGGACUUCGAGGGCACGUUCCAUGUGAACACAGCCACAGAUGAUGAUUAUGCUGGCUUCAUAUUUGGCUACCAGGACAGUUCCAGCUUUUAUGUAGUCAUGUGGAAGCAGAUGGAACAGACCUACUGGCAGGCAAACCCCUUCCGAGCAGUUGCAGAACCUGGAAUUCAACUGAAGGCGGUGAAGUCUAAAACGGGCCCAGGUGAAUAUCUCCGCAACUCUCUCUGGCACACUGGAGACACUACAGACCAGGUCAAGCUGCUGUGGAAAGACCCUCGCAAUUCUGGCUGGAAGGACAAGACUUCUUAUCGCUGGUUCCUGCAACAUCGGCCUCAAGUUGGAUACAUCAGAGCUCGCUUCUAUGAAGGCCCUGAAGUAGUAGCAGACACUGGAGUUGUCCUUGAUACAACUAUGCGAGGAGGACGUCUAGGAGUCUUCUGCUUCUCGCAAGAGAACAUUAUUUGGUCAAACCUGCGUUAUCGCUGCAAUGAUACUAUUCCAGAAGAUUAUGAAACAUAUAGAGUUCAGCAAGAUCAGCCUCUGGCUUAAACGUCUGUCCAAAAACACUUGCUUUAAAAAAAAAAAAAAAAGUGCUCAGCUGCCCCACUAUUGCCUCUGGUAUACUGUAUAAAGAACUGUAAGUAAUGUACCACUGCACUCUGCACAGCACCAAGUGUCACUGCAUUACCUGGCAUCUUUUCUACAGCAGCAACUUUCUUUAAAUGCUAUGAAAACAUAUUGGAAUUGCAGUGGUGUAGACAUCAAGUGUGAAUAGAAGCCUAUGCUGCUGUAAACGCUAGUUCUCUACACUACAUGGAAAAAGAUGUGUUGAGGAGCUACCAGCAGUAGCUGGAAUUGUUGAAGCAAGUUUAGCAUGGGUGUUUCCCAGGAAUCUUUCCCCUCCUCAGAGGCUCUCAAGUGUGAAUGUUAUUCUUUUCACGACCUACUGCAAACCAAACUCGGCACUGGUCUGAAAAGCACACAGCGAGAGCAGCCUAUGUCCAAGUUGCUCACAAAACAUAAAAAAGCACUUUAAGGAGAGUAUUUUUGUUCUGGAAUGUUGGAUAAUAAAUACUCUAGUAGA